Molecule: messenger RNA, 2757 nt
Organism: Stereum hirsutum FP-91666 SS1
Lineage: Eukaryota; Fungi; Basidiomycota; Agaricomycetes; Russulales; Stereaceae
Product: WD40 repeat-like protein
Exons: 11
Coding region: 1-2757 (918 amino acids)
Molecular function (GO): protein binding
Source: RefSeq, a predicted model, not a curated record
AUGGACCUAGUGGCAAGUACAACUGACAGCGACGUGACGAAGCCCGCGAGCACCCAUUCCAAAGAGGCGUGGUGCAAGUGCCCAAGGCCGGUGGGUAGGAAUCUUGUCGUCUGCAUCGAUGGGACCUCCAAUCAAUUUGGGCCGAAGAACACCAACGUUAUCGCUCUCUAUAGUCUUGUUGAAAAGAAUGACACACAACUCACGUUCUACGACAGCGGUAUCGGGACUUAUGCAAGGAAAGGGUGGAGGCAUUACAGGCAGAUGUUGGAUCAUAAAAUAGAUCUUGCUAUUGCAUGUUCUCAUCGCGGUUUUCUCGUGGAGCGUACCAGGUUCGAUGUGGGACUCAUCUUCAGGGGAAACCAAGCUCAGAUUCCGUUCGCCUACAAGCUCUACGCAGACAUCAAAGACGACACGACGUCUAAACCUGAUGCUACGACUCAUGAUGUUAAAUUCACUCCAAGGUCGAGGUCCAGGAUAUUGACAGACGAGUUCAAAUCCACCUUCGCAAGAGAAGUGAAAGUCCAUUUCGUGGGAGUGUGGGACACAGUGUCUUCCGUUGGCAUGUUCAGGAAGAAGGCCCUUCCCGACACCACCAUCGGCAUGAAACAUACUCACGGAUUUCGUGCACUAGGAGAGGUGCCCGAGCUCUUCACUAUGCUCAAUAACAUAUUCGCUGGUGCAACGAAAUUCCAAGGCUUCCAGCUGUUCAUCUUGAGAGCUAUCAUGCACGGCUUCCUUCGACAUGGCAGUUCCCAGCUGCAUAGCUUGAUGAGAUACCUCUCGAUCGAGGCAGCAGGGCCUCUUGUCGACAAACUUCUAGCUAUGAGUGCUCAAGAUCCUGAAGCUCACGAAAUUGCACUCUGGCUUUCUCGUAUGAGAGCUGCGUCUAGCCCUGGUGCAACAUGGGUCGCCAAAGAUAAUAUCUCCAUCGCCCUCUCUCCCGACCAGAACUACCUCGCCUUGGGAUCUUACAAAAGCAAGCUCCACAUCUACCAUGCUCGACCAGGCUCAGACUCGCGGGAGAUAUCCUCAGGACAUACCCGAGGCAUCACAGCUCUUGCGUAUUCUCCGGAUGGAAAACACAUCGUGUCAGGCUCGUACGAUUGCACCAUCAGUGUCACAGAUGCGAACACUGGCCGCAUCAUUCGUCCAUGGCCGCUUACAGGGCACACUCUGACGGUCUGUUUGGUGUUAUACUCGCCACAGAGUGGCACUUAUAUCGUCUCUGGCUCUCAUGACGCUACGAUCCGCGUCUGGCAUGCACAGAAGGGCACUUUGGUCGCAGUACCUGACAAAGUCCACGAUGCAGCCAUUACAUCGGGCGCGUUCUCUCGAAAGGGACAGUUGUUCGCUUCUGGUUCCUUGAACGGCAUCAUUCAUGUGUGGAAUUUCACGGCCACUAAUGGCAGUCUGCGGCCAAAGACAUCACUCAAAAUACGACGUGGAAUCGGAGCCGUCCUGUCAUUGUCGUUCGCGCCCAAUAUGGAACUACUCGCCUGUGGCUCGUACGACAAGAACAUCUACAUCUGGAACAUAGAGAGUAGACAACUCCUGCGACAGUUUCUCGGUCACGCAGACCGCGUCAGGUCUAUCGUGUUCUCCCCAAACAGCCGGUACCUUGUAUCGGGUUCAGAUGAUUUCACGAUUCGUGUCUGGGAUAGCCGCACAGGUACCCUCGUCCUACAGCCCUUCAGCGGCCACAAGGAUGGCAUUUGGGCAGUCGCAUACUCUUCCGACGGGAAACGCAUCGUCUCUUGCUCGAUCGACGGUACUCUGCUUGCAUGGAACGCAGAGACGGGUGCAUUACUAGCCCACCACCCAUUCCGAGGGCACACCGACGAUAUUACAUGCGCCGUCUUCUCUGCUGACGGACACUUUAUCGCAUCCGGGUCUAAAGACAACACAGUUCGUGUGUGGAACGCACACUCCGGAGACCACGUCCUCAGGCCACUCAUAGGACACCAAGCCGAAGUGCUGUGCGUUAAAUUCUCCCCGUCCGAUAGAAGAUUGAUCGCCUCGGGCUCUGCAGACGAAACGAUACGUCUAUGGGACGCGAGUACAGACGCACGGCUUUUUGAGCCAUUGCGUGGGCAUUCUGGAGGGAUUACAUCUAUCGCGUUCUCCCCUGAUGGCAAACACAUCACAUCCGCCUCCCAGGACCAUACAAUACGUGUCUGGGACGCACAAACGGGCGAAAGCCUUUUCCAACUUUCUGGACACAAUGCUUCAGUCACCUCCGUGGCCUUCCUUCCAAGCGGUAAUAACAUAAUCUCCAGCUCGGCUGACAAAACAAUCAGACUCUGGGAUGCAGCAGAGGAACGCAAAGAGCUGCAAGGCGAGCCAAUAAAGGCGCGUCGUGCAACAAUGUCGCCUGUCGUUUUCUCCCUCGACAGUACCCAUAUCGCGACCGCGGGAAGAGACGGAUCCAUCAUCGUCUGGACGCAGUUGUUCAAUUCCGCGAGUGGUUGGUCGAGGAAAAAUAUCCCUACACGCUCCAAGAGUACCAGAGUCCAGGGCGGACCUACCGCUUUGGCGUUCUCGCCUGCGGGAAACUAUAUUGCGGCUGCACUGCCGGAUAAGACCAUUCAUAUGUGGGAUGUCGAGUCGGAGGAGGAGGUAUUACUUACGCCACUUCAAGGUCAUUCUGGGACGAUGUCGUCGAUCGAGUUUUCUAUUGAUGGGAGGCGAAUCCUCUCUGCGUCGCUUGAUAAGACAAUACAUGUAUGGGACCCGAGAACGGGCCAAACUAUUCUGUAA